Mytilus trossulus (common blue mussel) is the source of this 1550-nucleotide messenger RNA. RefSeq lists its product as uncharacterized. Bases 72 to 683 code for a protein of 203 amino acids. The record is from RefSeq and is a predicted model, not a curated record. Lineage: Eukaryota; Metazoa; Mollusca; Bivalvia; Mytilida; Mytilidae. The transcript is spliced from 8 exons.
UUUGGUGUAAAAGUUUCUUCUGUUAUCUUUCUGAAGAACUGUUGACGACGUACGCAGUAUAAAGCAUAUAUAUGUCUCUUGAACAGAAUUCUUGCCAACAAUUUGAGCAGUCUCAGGAGGACACAGUCUGUAGCUACAACACCACAUAUGAACCUGAAUGUGAACUAUCAUUUGGAGAGGACUUUAUUACUGAAGAUUCAAUUUCUCCAAAGAAAAGAAAGAUUGAUAAAGAUGGGUUUUUAUGUCCAGCUACUCCAGACAUACCACUGACCUCAAGUCAACAUGGACAACAGAAACAUGAUGCACAAGAAGGUUCAGAACCUGAGACAGAAUCUGAGUACCAAGAACAAUAUGAGGCAGAGGAUAUUCACUGUGAAUCAUCUCUACAAGGUCUGUCUCAGUUCAAUGAAGAUCCAAAAGACAGGUCAAUGAUGUGUAUGGCAGAACUUGUACAAGAUCUUGGACAAGACAGUAAAAUGCUACAUAACCAAUGGGCUGAAACUUUUAGUGAAAGUGAAAACUUUGAGAAUUUGUGUCCAACACGACUAGAUAAGAUGAUUGAGCAGGCCAAGCAACUAGAAGAAAGUCUCCUGAAGCAGAAAGAGUUACUGUGCAACAGACUGAAUGUUAUAUCACAUAUUAUAAAAGCUAGCAUAACUGAAGGACCAGGAGGGGACCAUUAAUCACCUACGAUAGUAGAGGGGCAUAAUGUUUUCUGGUCUGUGCAUCCGUUCGUUCGUUCGUCCGUCCGUCCGUCUGUUUAUUCGUCCGUCUGUUACACUUCAGGUUAAAGUUUUUGGUCAAGGUAGUUUUUGAUGAAGUUGAAGUCCAAUCAACUUGAAACUUUGAAAGUAUACAUGUUCCCUUUGAUAAGAUCAUUCUAAUUUUAAUGCCAAAUUAGAGAAUUUAUUCCAAUUUCACGGUCCAGUAAACAUAGAAAAUGAUAGUGCGAGUGGGGCAUCCGUGUACUGUGAACACAUUCUUGUUAAUUAAUAAACUUUGAUGAAAAUUAGGUUUUAAAAAUUUUCAUAAUAAUGAUAAAUAAGUUAUUUACAAUUCAUACAGACUCAUGUGUUGCAAAAUGUAUACAGUAUAGAAUUUAAUUUAACAAUUUUCAAAGAAAAAUCUAUUUUGAUUUUUUUUUUCUUCAGAAUUGUUGAAUAAAAGCUGAUUGGAAGCUAAUUGAAAGUAAAUCACUAUAUUGAAUACAUGACUUUAGAUAUGUUGACUAAUUUAUUUUACAGAAAUAACAUUGACUUUAGAUUAUUUUAGAAAAUUGUCAUAUGCUUAAAAAUUAAUUAUUCAUAUAGUAAUAGCAAAGUAGAAUAAGUUGGUUUACAUUACUGUGCAGUCAAUAAUUUGUAAAAUAUUAUAUUACAAAGAAUAUAUGAUGGGAUAAAUGACAUUUAAAAUGUAAAAUAAAUAUGAUCAAUACUGAAAAGUUCAGAAAUCUUUGUUUGUGGUUUAUUGUUCUCUUAUUUUUGAAUGUUUGUUAUUGUUAUAUUGUUAUGAAAUUUAACUAAUGUAUAAUUAAAAAUAUAUUAAUCUUC